UUUUAAAUAAUAUUUAUGGCAAAGAAUAAGACCAAGUUAGAGCGCAUUCAAAACUCAAAGGCCAGAAACCUGGCCUUUUACAAACGAAGGAAGGGAUUACUCAAGAAAGCGAUGGAGUUAUCCAUAAUGUGCGAUGUAAAUAUUUUACUAAUUGUGCUUAACCCAAAUGGUAAAUAAGUGCGAGGAGUUCACUACCCUCCCGAUCUCAAAAUUCAUGGAAAUGUAUGAGGGCAUUCCAAAAGAUCAUGUCUCUGUAAAUCUACCUUACAUUGACACUCAAGAGAACCUGUCUGAACAAAAAGUGGUCCCAAUGCGUUUAAAGAAGAAUACUGAGGAAAAACUAAAGAAGUCUACUGAAGAGAUCAUGAAGAGAAAGGAAGAUGCCUUCUCAUGAGCAAGGUCAAGGAAAAGGACCGAGAAAAGUAAUAGUAAGGAAGACCAUAGCUUUAAUGAAGAGAAUGGUAGAGAUGAUAAGCAUGCCAAAAGCGUCAUUGGUAGAGAAACCAAGAGGGCCAAGAGAGAUGAAGAGGAAAGUGAAGAACCUGAUGACGAUUUCGUUAUGAACAAUAUCAUUCCUGUCGAGUGCAAGACUACUAAUUCAAACGGAAAGUACCCUAAGCCCUUUGAGUACUUCCCAUAUCUGAAAACUCCAGGCCAGAAGAACUUAGUGAAGGAUCAACAGGUUGAGUCGAAGAAAAGCCCUAAUGAAGUGGUGGAACAGAAGACUGAACAAAAGGUUGAACAACAUCAGCAUGUAAUUAGUCCUCAAAGUAAGAUGAACAAGGAAGAAUUUAAUAAGAGUCCAAACUCAAUCAUCAAAGGGAUUGACUUUAAUGCAUUAAACUCUCCUCUGCGACAAUUGAAUAAUUCUUCUCGGAUCAUUCCAAAAGCGAUCUUUCAGAAUCCUCUGUCUAGAACUAAUUUUGCAAAACAGAUGCAAGAUUUAGAAGGCGCUGGAUAUGAGAAUCCUCCUUCUGCAUUUGAGAGAGCAAGUCCAAAUUAUGGUUUCUUAAAAUCACCAGGCUUGUUAAUGAAAGGACUAAACUCGAAUUAUAGCCAAAACAUGAGUCAUUCACCUAUAAAUCCGGUUGAAGGACAGGUCUUUAAUGAAUCUCCUUUGAUACCUGGGUUUUAUAAGAAUGGGACUCCGGUGAUACAAAACUUGGGGAGGCAAAUCUCUUCUAAUUUUGUAAGCCCAAUAAUUCCCCAGAUCGUCAAGAAACCUGGUGAAAAGGAGCUCAAGAAUUCCCCUGAUGCAGCCUCUUCAGAUGAUGAAGGGUUUGACGAGAUGAAAAAGAUCCUCCAGAAUUCUAAACCAGAGGAGCUCGAUGAUCAGUGCACCCAGAAGAUGCAGAAGAGGAAGAAGAAACUCAACGGCCGUCUCAAAAAGAAGCUUAAGAUAUUAUAAACAUGCCUGUGAAGAAUAGAUUUAUUGAGGAAGAAACUGGGAAGCAACCUUCGAUUCCGAAUGAAUCUCCAAUAGGGAAUAAAAAUUUCAGCCCGAUUCCUAAUAAGAUACUUAACCAGUGUAACGAGAGUGGUAAGAAGGAGCUGAAGUUAUUUGAUUCUGAGUGAUAUCCUCAAGGUAUCAAUUACUUAUCAGCUCAGAAAUACAAGAAUCAGCUGUCUAACAGCAUGUUUAAGCCAGAUGCGGGUGACUAAGCACACUGAUUUUCACCAAGAUGGCCA
This is a messenger RNA of Moneuplotes crassus, 1689 nucleotides long. NCBI's taxonomy places the organism in Eukaryota, Ciliophora, Spirotrichea, Euplotida, Euplotidae. The record is from the annotation of a GenBank genome assembly.